Molecule: messenger RNA, 2135 nt
Organism: Xenopus laevis (African clawed frog)
Lineage: Eukaryota; Metazoa; Chordata; Amphibia; Anura; Pipidae
Exons: 2
Coding region: 802-1863 (353 amino acids)
Source: RefSeq, a predicted model, not a curated record
AUACGGGAGCGGAGGCCACUAUAAUUGCUGGGAAUCCAAAAUAUUAUAAAGGGCAACAAGUCACUAUUACUGGAUUGGGGGGAAAACAGACCCUUUUUGUACAGGCUAUGGUUGAAUUAAAAAUUGGACAACUUCCUAAAAAGAAAUAUUCUGUGUUGAUUGUACCUAUUAAAGAACACAUAACAGGUAUAGAUAUAUUAAAAGGAAUGCAAUUAGAUUUGCCUGAUGGCCGAUAUCAGUUUGGUGUUCGUAAUUGUAAAUAUGUAAAUACUGUUAUAGUUGGACGGUUAAAAAUGCCUCCCGUGGAAUUACCUCCAGCUGUUAAGACUGUGAGAAUGAAACAAUACUGAAUUCCGGGAGGGCAUAAAGAGAUAACUGAUACAAUACAAGAGUUAGUCAAAACAGUCAGUAUGCAGAAUUAUAUGCUGUUUUUCAAACUUUAAAGCAAGAAAAUUUAGGAGAGUGUUAUCUAUACACAGACUCGUGGUCGGUAGCUAAUGGGUUAACUACUUGGUUGCCUACUUGGCAAAAACAUCAAUGGAAAGUUCACGCAAAAGAAAUCUGGGGUAAGGAUUUAUGGCAGGAGAUUUGGGAUAUUGUAUUUAAAACAAAUGUUACUGUAUUUCAUGUUGAUGCGCAUUGUCCUAUUGAUUCAUUAGAACAUUUAUUCAACUCUAUUUCAGAUGAAAAAGCAAAAGUUGCUGAAGCAGAGACCCAGCCAAUUGAUGAUAUAGACCUUAAAGGUUUGGCUUCCUGGGCACAUCAGAAAAGUGGACACUUAGGAGAAAAAGCCACGUAUAGAUGGGCGCAAUCACGGGGAAUAGAUCAACAUUAAAGGAAAAAGAAGUCUUACCUAUGAGGACUGAAAAACUCUUUCCCAAAAUGGUGGUUGGAUUCCCAGGACGAUCAACUAUCUUGUGGCCCUACGCAAUCUUUGCUCCAGGAAAUGGAGGUCGGGUUUGUCAAAUUCUUAUUUUGGCAGGACUUGUGUUCCUGAUUGUCAUGCUGACUACUACCUGUGUGUAUCAACCACAGGAUUUGCCAUGGUGUGAACAAUCUUCAGAUCAAAUCAAUGGGAGCAGAGAGAGAUCUAAAAGGGCACUGUCUUUGCAAGGGGACAAUUUGUGGGAGUAUAUGACUAAAGAUGUAUUGAACACUAGCUACAUGUGCUUAAAGGAUGUCCUAAGUGCUGGUGAACUAAUUGAGACUUGUUUUAUUGCCAUCCCUACACCCACGACAGUUUUGACAGCAACAUUUCAAAGAAAAUAUAAUGACUCAAAUGUUGAGGACUCAGAUACUGAAACUUAUAUACCUGUUUAUGCAUAUGUUGCAGAUCAGAAUGCUACAAGAAAAAUGAAAAAAAGUUUUCUUUCUUUGAUCACUCACCAUAUAACUGCAGCAGAUGUGUGUUAUAAUAUGACUUGUGAUAGUGUAAAGAUUCCUGCUUGUAUUAUGGUCAAGAGUAUAAAUGCUACCAGUAAAGCUAUUGCUAGUCUCUUAGCAGAUUUUGGAGAUAUUAGAAAUGCAGUAGUACAAAAUAGGGCUGCCAUUGAUUAUUUGCUUUUUAAGCAUAACCAUGGUUGUCAAUAUUUUAAGGGUAUGUGUUGUUUUAACCUUUCUGACCAUUCUCAUGCCAUUAACCAACAAUUAGGUAUUCUACAUAGUUUAGUCACUAACAUCACUGAACAUAAGGAUGAAGGUUGGUGGGACUGGCUUACUAGUUGGAUCCCUGAUGUGGGAGGUUGGGUUCAAACAGUUAUAGAAGUAGUUUUGGUUGUGAUAUUUUGUCUGAUCAUAAUUCAAUGCUUACCCUCACUAAUAUCUAUGUGUACCCAAAAGCAACAAAAAAGUAUAACUUUUUAAGUAUAUACUUAUAGGUAUACUAUAUAACCCAAUUAUUUAGUGGUAUAGUUACAGUUACCAUAAUCUUCGAUAGUAGGAAAGUAGGAAAUAUAAUUUGGUAGUACAUCCAAUAUUGAUAUCAUUGAUUUUCAUAUGUUGUGAAGUCUCUCGCUUGUAUUGCAAACAACCGAGGGUCGUGUGAGAUUCUAUUGAAUGCAAUUGAUCAAGGGUCGAAUGUGAUACAAAUGUGACAUGGCAGGCCAUGUAUGAAUGUGAAUGUGAUCAAGUGCAUU